GCCUGAAGCUACAGGGCGCCACGUGCUCUGACAACAAGCUGUCUCUGUCGCACACCAUCUCCACCGAGCUGCCCCUCACUGCACUGCACUGGGCCAAGCUCACGGAUGUGGAGAAACUGACGACCACGGUGACGCUGCCCGUGUACCUGAACUUCACACGCGCCGACCUUCAUCUUCACGGUGGACCUCGAGAUCUCGGGGCAAGAGGACGCGCGCGAUUCUACGAGCGCGGAGUCGCCCUGCUGUGCGCCGAGUGACGGGCC
Molecule: messenger RNA, 263 nt
Organism: Lethenteron reissneri (Far Eastern brook lamprey)
Lineage: Eukaryota; Metazoa; Chordata; Hyperoartia; Petromyzontiformes; Petromyzontidae
Product: cytoplasmic dynein 1 heavy chain 1-like
Source: RefSeq, a predicted model, not a curated record